AUGGCUUCCACUAGUGUUAUUUGUGUUUGUCUCCUCUGCCUAUGUUGUUUAAGUGAAGGAGCUCAACAGCAGCAUAAUUCCAGCCAAAUAGCCCGGGGCUCUUCACUUUCUCCCAUCACUCACCCAAGCUCAUGGCCUUCUCCUUCAGGCAAAUUUUCAUUCGGCUUUUAUCAGCAAGGAAGUGGCUUUGCGGUCGGAAUUUGGUUGGAGGAUAUCAGUCAGAAAACAGUUGUUUGGACAGCAAACCGGGAUGACCUCCCAGUCGCUUCAAGUUCAGUGCUGCAGCUAACAGAGCAUGGUGAGCUUGUCUUGCUAAAUGAGCGAGGACAGAAGAAACUCAUUGUCUCCAACAGUAUCAAUGAACUUGUGUCCUUUGCCUCCAUGCUUGAUUCUGGCAACUUUGUUUUAUAUAAUGAAAGAUCCGAAGUUAUUUGGGAGAGUUUUGAUUAUCCUACUGAUACUAUCCUGAAUGGUCAAACUCUGCCUGUUGGAGGUCAGCUAUACUCUAGCUUAUCAGAAGCUGAUCACUCUACUGGACGGUUUCAUCUCAAGAUGCAGGGUGAUGGAAAUCUAGUCCUAUACCCGGCAAACACUGAAGACUGGAUCACAGAUGCUUAUUGGAGCUCUAACACGUUCAACAUCGGCAUCAAUUUUCACCUCUAUCUUGAUCCUACAGGUACUCUUGUUAUCACCAAUACUACUACUAUUUGGAAAUAUUCCAACACUUACAGAGUUAUAUAUGAUGGAUCUAAAAAUGGUUACAAAAAUGGUACCAUGUACCGUGCAAUUGUUGGCGUGGAUGGAAAUUUCCGGUUGUAUUCUCAUGGUUCUGAUGAUAACAAUGGAAAGCUCCAACCAUUUGUUUUCAUGUGGUCCGCUAUAGAUAAGCCUUGCCAAGUUAAAGGAUUAUGUGGCCUUAACAGCUAUUGCACACUCGAUGAUGACCAACCAAGCUGUCUUUGUCUUCCUGGAUCAAAUUACGUUAAUAUGGAUCGGAAAAUGCUGGGUUGCUUGAGAAACUAUACAGAAGUAGAGUGUCAAGGAGGGAAAGUAAACAUAUCCAAUUAUCAAAUGAGCACCAUGAACAACAUGAUGUGGGGAGGCACUGAUUAUGCAGAAGAGGAGAUGUUGAAGGAAGAAUGCAGCAGGUCAUGUUUAGAAGACUGUAACUGUGGUGCAGCUCUGUUCCAGGAUGGAUACUGUACAAAGCAAAAUCUACCACUCAAAUAUGUCAGAAGGGAUCUAGACGAGAGUACCAUAGCCUUCUUCAGGGUUGGAAUGAUCACAAGCACCGAAAGCAACAACCAAACUGAUCAAUUUCCCACCACGGUGAAUCCAUUUAUGGAGGUUGAUAGCACAAGCAAGAAACUACUUGUGCAAGUUCUUGUUAUAACCUUAGGUUUCAUCAUAUUCAUAUGUGUUGCUCUCGCAAUUUCUGGAUUCUACAUUUUCAAAAUUCGAGUUCUACACUACAAAAGGCUCACAGAGGUUAAUGGUAAUCUGGGCCUGGCAGAUGAGGAGCUCACGUUGAGAGUUUUUUCAUACAAUGAGCUGAAAAGAGCUACAAAUGGUUUCAAGCAAGAAUUGGGAAAGGGCUCCUUUGGAGCAGUGUAUAAAGGGGCUCUUAACAAAGGCAAAAAACUCAUUGCAGUAAAAAGACUGGAGAAGUUAGUGGAAGAAGGUGAGAGGGAGUUUCGAGCGGAGAUGCAGGCAAUUGGAAGAACUCAUCACAAGAACUUAGUUCGAUUACUGGGUUACUCUGCUGAGGAGUCCAAAAGGCUCCUUGUCUAUGAAUAUAUGAGCAAUGGCUCCCUUGCAGAUCUUCUUUUCAGGGCAGAAUGGCAUCCAGCUUGGGAUGAAAGAGUGAGAAUUGCAGUUGAUGUGGCAAGAGGUCUCCUCUAUCUACAUGAAGAGUGCAAGUCCCCUAUCAUUCAUUGCGACAUAAAGCCUCAAAACAUUCUGUUGGAUGAAUCUUGGAAUGCGAAAAUAGCUGAUUUUGGACUUGCAAAACUGCUGAUGCCGGAUCAAACAAGGACCUUCACAGGGAUAAGAGGGACAAGAGGGUAUUUGGCACCAGAAUGGCAAAAGAACACUCCAAUCUCAGUGAAGGCAGAUAUCUACAGUUUUGGUGUAGUGCUUCUUGAACUAGUUUGUUGCAGGAGGAACUUGGAUGUCAGUGUUAGAGCAGAGGAGAUAGUUCUUUCUACUUGGGUCUAUAAGUGCUUUGUGAGUAGAGCGCUGCAUAAGCUUAUUGUGGGUGGCGAAGAAGUGAACAAGAAGAGCUUGGAGAAUAUGGUUAAGGUGGGAUUAUGGUGCAUACAAGAUGAACCAGCUCUACGGCCAUCAAUGAAGUCUGUAGUGUUGAUGUUACAAGGCAUUACUGAUAGUAUCUAUCCCUCCAUGUCCAACCACUGCUUCUAUGUGAUAAACCACUAGCCGUUGGGGAAAUGUUUCUCUGCUUAUUUGAAGUCUGUUAAAAGAAUAAGCUAGCAGUAUAUAUGCUGUUGGGCACACAGCAUGGUGCUAGUA
This is a messenger RNA of Fragaria vesca subsp. vesca, 2529 nucleotides long. Its product is annotated as G-type lectin S-receptor-like serine/threonine-protein kinase RLK1-like. Bases 1 to 2436 code for a protein of 811 amino acids. The transcript has a single exon. NCBI's taxonomy places the organism in Eukaryota, Viridiplantae, Streptophyta, Magnoliopsida, Rosales, Rosaceae. The record is from RefSeq and is a predicted model, not a curated record.